AUGCGGUCCGUCAGCCACAUCUUCGUUCUUUGCUCGUUAAUUCUGCUGGUGUCGUAUGUGGGAGCCUCGCAGGGGGAUGGUAGACACGCUGUAGCACAGCCAAUUGGCUUAGCACGGCGGCAGGAUAAUGAGGGCACGACGGAUAAGCCCCAGAAAACGGGGGAUUCCACUAUCACUGACGCUCCCACAGGGACUGGGGACUCAACAGCAACAGAUGGAAAUACCAACGAGAACACCGGUAAAACCACUGGCGCAAAGGAAACGGGUACCAAGGGUACCAAAACAUCAAAACCCAAGUCCACGAAAGUCCCCGUUGACGCCCCCGCCGGUGGCAUUAAAAUGGUCCAACCAGCCAUAACCGAUCCGGCGACAUAUAUCAAGAUCGGGACAACAGCAACAUUCAAGUGGAAUUACACGUCGCUGAUCAUCACCCCGUCCGCUGUCGAAGUGGUUGCGUCCUGUAGCAAAAACUCCCAUGCAUAUACCAUCUCCGGCAAUAUGAGCGUCCAAGAAACCGCACAAGUCGUGUGGGACACCGGUCGCUAUCAGACAAGCGAUGUGCCGUUACUCACCGAAGAUUACACGCUUAUGGUCUAUGACAGUUCUAAGGACCCCUCUGAUAUCCCUCAGCCUGGCCAUUUGGGUGCCCAAAGCCCGUUGAUCUUCGGGAUGUAUUAUCCUCAGCCCUACACUCCACGCAAUGAUUUCGUCUGUGCCGGCUGCAACGCUGCCGUCUCAGACAUGGAACGGCAAGCUCUCAAAUUCAUCGUCGGCAUGGCGGCCGUCACGGUUCUCUCAUUCACAUGGUUCGUUACGGGCGCUGGUACUUUGUAA
Messenger RNA from Histoplasma capsulatum G186AR, 834 nucleotides. RefSeq lists its product as uncharacterized. NCBI's taxonomy places the organism in Eukaryota, Fungi, Ascomycota, Eurotiomycetes, Onygenales, Ajellomycetaceae. The transcript has 3 exons. The record is from RefSeq and is a predicted model, not a curated record. The coding region runs from base 1 to 834 and encodes 277 amino acids.